Molecule: messenger RNA, 409 nt
Organism: Schistosoma turkestanicum
Lineage: Eukaryota; Metazoa; Platyhelminthes; Trematoda; Strigeidida; Schistosomatidae
Source: the annotation of a GenBank genome assembly
AAAGAGUAGUACUCUUUGAAUUUUCUAUUCUCCUCUAUACACUAUCAAUCAUCAUGGAAGAGAAGAAAGCUGUAGUGAAAAGUACUGAUAUGCCACCAGAUGUUCAACAAUUCGCUGUUGAUUCAGCUGAUAUGGCUAUGAAGAAACAUCAAAUUGAAAAGGAUAUGGCAAGUUUUAUUAAGAAGGAAUUUGAUAAAGCUUAUGGUCCUACAUGGCAUUGUAUUGUUGGUAGAAACUUUGGAAGUUAUGUCACACAUGAAGUCAAUUCUUUCAUCUACUUCUAUUUGGAUUCUUAUGCAGUACUUCUCUUCAAAUCUGGUUAACUAGCUGAUUUCAUCCAGGAUGAGGUGAACGAAUCAGAAACUUUAACACACCAUUAUUUUUAUGUACAAUAAAUAAACUUAUUUUG